This is a messenger RNA of Mesorhabditis spiculigera, 1008 nucleotides long. Lineage: Eukaryota; Metazoa; Nematoda; Chromadorea; Rhabditida; Rhabditidae. The record is from the annotation of a GenBank genome assembly.
AUGCAAACCUCGGCCUUUGAACCGGAUGAUAUGCUGCGGAGGGGCGGCAUCCUUUCAUCGCUGAUUAAUUUCAAGAAAAAGGUGCCCCGAUUUUCACAAGCUUUUCGUCAGUCGUCAACGGAACAGGCGCCAUGCUCGAGCAGGACAGUGCAGCCGAAUUGUCCGCUUCCGGAGCAAGUUUUGGUGCAACAACAGCAGGAGGAACAAGUCCGGUUGCCAUCGAUCCAACUCUCAUCAGAAGAGCGCACGCCGUUUGAUAUUUACCGGGAGAUCGUGUCUGAGGUCGAGCACUUUGAGAGAAGCUCCACGGCGACGCCACUCUCGGAAUUCGCUCACUCGCCCACCCCGCUUUCCCCACCGGGUGACAUGAUGCAACAGGGAUUCCCGACGGGACCUCAAUUCGGAGAUUUUACUCAUCUACUACCCCCGGAUCAUCCGAGCUUGGAUCCGAAUGCAUGGAGCAAUCAGACCUAUCAGCAGUGCCCGUUUAUGCAGCAGGUGACCUCUUUGGAUGCCCCGCCCGCAUACCCUGGAAUUGGCACCGCGCCGCCAUCGAUGCCACUCACCCACUUCGACUAUCCACCACCUCCACCUCAAAUCAAUAAUUGGCCCCAGCUGCCGAUGCCGAUGAAGAUGCCGCUGGAGACGAAGCUAAUAAACGCGCUGCAAACGCAAGCAACUAUGGAGGAAUUUGUUCGUCUAGUCGUUAGUGCCGUUAAGAAGGAGGAGGAUGGUUCGAACGAGGAGAGUCCUGAAGAGAUUUUGAGGCGGAAACGGAAUCAGAACAACGCCGCCGCAGCCCGCUACCGUAAGCGACAACGCGAAGCCAAGAUGAACGCUGGUGACGAGCUUCAAGAGCUCGUGGACAAGAAUUCCGAUCUGAAGAGCCAAGUGGAGCGCAUGCAGCUGGAGAUCGAGCUUUUGAAGCGGGCUGUCUGGGCCAGAAUGUUAGCUGCUAAAUAUGAAAUUCCUCUUUUCUUAAAUUGCUUACUGUAUCUGUACAAACAC